AUGGACGGCCUGAAACAGAAGAACCUUCACCACUGUGUCAACCUGGUGCUUCUGUCUGACCACGGUGAGCAGUGUUGCCACAACACACAGUCAGAUCAUACUGUACACAGACAGUACUGUAGUAGUCUGUGGUCUCUGCGAUCAACAGUAGAAUCAGCAUCCUUAAUUUAUACACAGCAUUCAGAUGAAACUGUAGGACGGGAAAGUUAAUUGACUUAUUCCUUGUGGAGCAAAGGGCCUCGGGAAGGAAAAGUACAGUAAAGGAGAGAAUGUUUCUCAGAGAUGAGCACUAGAAAACAAUGUGGAAGCAAGGGAGGCGGAGGAAAUGGACCCAUUUAAUGUUCGUUCGACAGAUGAGAAAGAGUGUUGAAGUACUUCAUUUUAUGGCUCUGCUGUAAAUGUUAAGUGAUGCAAUUGUGAGCAUCUGCUACUACUCAAAAUGAAAGAGGUCUAGGGGAAAAAAGGGAAGAAAAGAUGAAGUAAAGAUUUUCCUCCAUCCCUUAAUAGUAGUGAAUCAUAAAAACAAUGAGCUCAUAUCGCGAGUCAGUAUCUGCCAGGAGAAAGAUGGCAAACAUCCCUUAGCUAUUAUACACUGCUCAAAAAAAUAAAGGGAACACUUAAACAACACAAUGUAACUCCAAGUCAAUCACACUUCUGUGAAAUCAAACUGUCCACUUUGGAAGCAACACUGAUUGACAAUACAUUUCACAUGCUGUUGUGCAAAUGGAAUAGACAACAGGUGGAAAUUAUAGGCAAUUAGCAAGACACCCCCAAUAAAGGACUGGUUUUGCAAGUGGUGACCACAGACCACUUCUCAGUUCCUAUGCUUCCUGGCUGAUGUUUUGGUCACUUUUGAAUGCUGGCGGUGCUUUCACUCUAGUGGUAGCAUGAGAUGGAGUCUACAACCCACACAAGUGGCUCAGGUAGUGCAGCUCAUCCAGGAUGGCACAUCAAUGCGAGCUGUGGUAAGAAGGUUUGCUGUGUCUGUCAGUGUAGUGUCCAGAGCAUGGAGGCGCUACCAGGAGACAGGCCAUUACAUCAGGAGACGUGUAGGAGGCUGUAGGAGGGCAAUAACCCAGCAGCAGGACUGCUACCUCCACCUUUGUGCAAGGAGGAGCAGGAGGAGCACUGCCAGAGCCCUGCAAAAUGACCUCCAGCUGGCCACAAAUGUGCAUGUGUCUGCUCAAACGGUCAGAAACAGACUCCAUGAGGGCCCGACGUCCACAGGUAGGGGUUGUGCUUACAGCCCAACACCGUGCAGGGUGUUUGGCAUUUGCCAGAGAACACCAAGAUUGGCAAAUUCGCCAAUGGCGCCCUGUGUUCUUCACAGAUGAAAGCAGGUUAACACUGAGCACAUGUGACAGACGUGACAGAGUCUGGAGACGCCGUGGAGAACAUUCUGCUGCCUGCAACAUCCUCCAGCAUGACCGGUUUGGCGGUGGGUCAGUCAUGGUGUGGGGUGGCAUUUCUUUGGGGGGCCGCACAGCCCUCCAUGUGCUCGCCAGAGGUAGCCUGACUGCCAUUAGGUAUCGAGAUGAGAUCCUCAGACCCCUUGUGAGACCAUAUGCUGGUGCGGUUGGCCCUGGGUUCCUCCUAAUGCAAGACAAUGCUAGACCUCAUGUGGCUGGAGUGUGUCAGCAGUUCCUGCAAGAGGAAGGCAUUGAUGCUAUGGACUGGCCCGCCCGUUCCCCAGACCUGAAUCCAAUUGAGCACAUCUGGGACAUCAUGUCUCGCUCCAUCCACCAACGCCACGUUGCACCACAGACUGUCCAGGAGUUGGCGGAUGCUUUAGUCCAGGUCUGGGAGGAGAUCCCUCAGGAGACCAUCCGCCACCUCAUCAGGAGCAUGCCCAGGUGUUGUAGGGAGGUCAUACAGGCACAUGGAGGCCACACACACUACUGAGCCUCAUUUUGACUUGUUUUAAGGACAUUACAUCAAAGUUGGAUCAGCCUGUAGUGUGGUUUUCCACUUUAAUUUUGAGGGUGACUCCAAAUCCAGACCUCCAUGGGUUGAUACAUUUGAUUUCCAUUGAUAAUUUUUGUGUGAUUUUGUUGUCAGCACAUUCAACUAUGUAAAGAAAAAAGUAUUUAAUAAGAUUAUUUCAUUCAUUCAGAUCUAGGAUGUGUUAUUUUAGUGUUCCCUUUAUUUUUUUGUAUAAUGGCUACAAAACUGUCCUUAUAAUCUAGAAAUCUACUAUCAAACUUGCUUAUAUUGAGUUAUUUCAUUUACACGCAACAGCUUUUAUUGUACGAGUAGCACAAAUGACAAAUAGCACUCAGCAUCAUAGCCAAUAUUUGCAUAUUACCACAAGACCCACAAUAUUUUUUGUAGAACUCUUCCAUAUUACCAUAUUGUCCUCUAAGCUAUAGCCUCUGCUCUAGGGCCCUCCAUUGUGGGGGCGUUUGGAUGUUUACUGUCAGCCAUACAUACUCAGCCUUUGCUGAGACCUAGCACCUGUUGCGGGGAAAUCACAUGCCAGAGCAGAAACUGUUGGAAAAACAAGGUCAGUGUGAACGCUGAAACACAAUGACUGUGAGCUGAGCGUGAGGGAGCCAGGGAGGUUCACAGAGGAGAGGUCUGUGAAGAAGAUGCUCGCAACAUCUGUAUAGCAUGUGACGUGUCUUCUAAUUAUGCAUGUAAAGGAUUAGGGAAAUUUAAACGAAUGCGGUGACGCAGGCCGUUGGCUGCUCAACUGGCCUUGUAAUAAGCUCCACGUUGCAGGGUUGUAAUUUUGAUGUUGGGUUUGUUGGUUCGUUGGUGAUAUACAGUGUAUGGGAAUAUCCUUUUAUUUAGGCUUUAUCACAGAUGCAUUGAUCUUUGGUUUAUUUUUAGUCAUGAAAAGGUUAUCGGUUGUUGUUUUCACAUCUGCUUUUGAAAUUGAUUGAUUAUGAAAGUAAGGAUGGAAUCAUGUGUUAACAAUUUCAAGUAAAUAGUAUGCUGACAUACUGUACACUACCAGUCAAAAGUUUGGACACACCUACUCAUUCAAGGGUUUUUCUUUCUUUCUUUUUACAAUUUUUUACAUUGUAGUAUAAUAGUGAAGACAUCAAAACUAUGCAAUAACACAUAUGGAAUCAUAUAGUAACCAAAAAAGUGUUAAACAAAUCCAAAUAUAUUUUAUAUUAGAGAUUCUUCAAAUAGCCACCCUUUGCCUUGAUGACAGCUUUGCAUACUCUUGGCAUUCUCUCAACCAGCUUCAUGAGGUAGUCACCUGGACUGCAUUUCAAUCUUAAAAGUUAAUUCGUGGAAUUUAUUUUCUUCUUAAUGCGUUUGAGCCAAUCAGUUGUGUUGUGUUGUGACAAGGUAGGGGGGGUAUACAGAAGAUAACCCUAUUUGGUAAAAUAUCAAGUCCAUAUUAUGGCAAGAACAGCUCAAAUAAGCAAAGAGAAACGACAGUCCAUCAUUACUUUAAGACAUGAAGGUCAGUCAAUAUGGAACAUUUCAAGAACUUUGAAAGUUUCUUCAAGUGCAGUCGCAAAAACCAUCAAGCGCUAUGAUGAAACUGGCUCUCAUGAGGACCGCCACAGGAAUGGAAGACCCAGAAUUACCUCUGCUGCAGAGGAUAAGUUCAUUAGUUACCAGCCUCAGAUUGUAGCCCAGAUAAAUGCUUCACGGAGUUCAAGUAACAGACACAUCUCAACAUCAACUGUUCAGAGGGGACUGUGUGAAUCAGGCCUUCAUGGUCGAAUUGCUGCAAAGAAACCACUACUAAAGGACACCAAUAAGAAGAGACCUGCUUGGGCCAAGAAACACGAGCAAUGACAUUAGACUGGUGGAAAUGUGUCCUUUGGUCUGUAGUCCAAAUUGGAGAUUUUUGGUUCCAACCGCCGUGUCUUUGUGAGACGCGGUGUGGGUGAACGGAUGAUCUCCGCAUGUGUAGUUCCCACCGUAAAUGACGGAGGAGGAGCUUUGCUGGUGACACUGUCUGUGAUGUAUUUAGAAUUCAAGGCACACUUAACCAGCAUGGCUACCACAGCAUUCUGCAGCAAUAUGCCAUUCCAUCUUGUUUGGGCUUAGUUGGACUAUAAUUUGUUUUUCAACAGGACAAUUACCCAACACACCUCCAGGCUGUGUAAGGGCUAUUUUACCAAGAAGGAGAGUGAUGGAGUGCUGCAUCAGUUGACCUGGCCUCCACAAUCCCCCUUCCUCAACCCUAAUUAAUUUUCUCCUACACAAUUAAUUUUCUCCUUUCCCCCUUCUGAUAACCAGGUGGCAAAUCGCAUCUCUGCAUGUCUGGCAGACAUAUCAGUGUGGAUGUCGGAUCAACACCUCAAACUGAACCUCGGCAAGACGGAGCUGCUCUUCCUCCUGGGGAAGGACUGCCCGCUCCAUGAUCUCGCCAUCACGGUUGACAACUCCAUUGUGUCCUCCUCCCAGAGUGCAAAGAACCUUGGCGUGACCCUGGACAACACCCUGUCAUUCUCCGCUAACAUCAAAGCGGUGACCCGAUCCUGCAGGUUCAUGCUCUACAACAUUCGCAGAGUACGACCCUACCUUACACAGGAAGCGGCACAGGUCCUAAUCCAGGCACUUGUCAUCUCCCAUCUGGAUUACUGCAACUCGCUGUUGGCUGGGCUCCCUGCCUGUGCCAUUAAACCCCUUCAACUUAUCCAGAACGCUGCAGCCCGUCUGGUGUUCAACCUUCCCAAGUUCUCUCAUGUCACCCCGCUCCUCCGCACACUCCACUGGCUUCCAGUUUAGGCUCGCAUCUACUACAAGACCAUGGUGCUUGCCUACAGAGCUGUGAGGGGAACGGCACCUCCUUACCUUCAGGCUCUGAUCAGACCCUACAACCAAACGUGGGCACUACGUUCAUCCACCUCUGGCCUGCUAGCUCCCCUGCUAGCUCCCCUACCUCUACGGAAGCACAGUUCCCGCUCAGCCCAGUCAAAGCUAUUCGCUGCUCUGGCACCCCAAUGAUGGAACAAGAUCCCCCACGACGCCAGGACAGUGGAGUCACUGACCAUCUUCCGGAGACACUUGAAACCCUACCUCUUUAAGGAAUACCUGGAAUAGUAUAACAGUAAUCCUUCUUCCCCCACCCCCCAUUAAAAAAAGGUUGUUGUCCCACUGGCUAUCAUAAGUUGAACACACCAAUUUGUAAGUCGCUCUGGAUAAGACCGUCUGCUAAAUUAUGUAAAUGUUUGGGAUGAGUCGGACGGCAUAAUGAAGGAAAAGCAGCCAUCAAGUGCUCAGCAUAUGUGGGAACUCCUUCAAGACUGUUGGAAAAGCAUUCCAGGUGAAGCUGGUUGAGAGAAUGCCAAGCGUGUGCAAAGCUGUCAUCAAGGCAAAGGGUGGCUAUUUGAAGAAUCUCAAAUAUUAAAUAUAUUUUGAUUUGUUUAACACUUUUGUUUACUACAUGAUUCCAUAUGUGUUAUUUCAUAGUUUUGAUGUCUUCACUAUUAUUCUACAAUGUAGAAAAUAGUAAAAAUAAAGAAAAACCCUUGAAUGAGUAGAUGGGUCCAAACUUUUGACUGGUACUGUAUAUGAACUUACUCUGUUGCAGCUCUAUUUCUCUCUCUGAAGUCUGGUACAGAUAAGACCGCGUAAUUAUGGUGCUGUUUGAAGUCCUAUACUGUCGUUUCUUAUCCUCCAUUUCUCUCUGCUUGCUUCUCUUAUUGCUCCGACUGCCCAGUUGCCAGGAACAACAAUACAAUCAACGGCGACUGUUUCUUUAAUGUUGACCUGUGUGUUUGUUUGUGUGUGUGUGUGUGUGUGUGUGUGUGUGUGUGUGUGCAUGUACUGUAAUUGCAGGAAUGGAGGAAGCAUCCUGCAAAAAGGCUGCAUUCGUGAACUCGUAUCAGGACAACGUUGACGACUUCACUGUUGUCCAAGGCCCUGCUGCACGCAUCCGACCCAAGAAAGUCCCUGAAGACUUCUACUCCUGUGAGUUUCUGUUGAUGAUAACGUGUCACUUCCAACUGUCUUCCUCCCUCUUCCUGCCGUUACAUUGCAAAGUCAUCCAGUGUUCCAGCUGGUCCCAAUUUGCUCAUUUCCCCUUGGCCCUUACCCUUUAAAAAUAUAUAACAAUAUGGCACUGAUAGACAUGGUCGAACUGUUUAUGGCUCCUAAGCAACUUUGCAGUACAUAUUGUUUUUUGUGUUAUUUCUCACCUUAUUAGUGCCCCCCCCCCCCAAGGCAAUUCCACUUAUCCCAGAGACCACAGCCGGCAGAGACGAGGUAUUCGGAGUGGACUCUUAGUUCGACUCAGGAGACAUGCAUACCACCCACCGCUUCCGAGUAUAUUACGCGCUAAUGUUCAGUCCCUGGACAAUAAAGUAGAUGAGCUCAGGUUGAGGAUCUCCUUCCAGAGAGACAUCAGGGUUUGUAACAUACUCUGUUUCACGGAAUCAUGGCCCUCUCCGGAUAUACUGUCCCCGUCCAUACAGCCAGCUUUGUUCUCAAUACAUCGCGCAGACAGGAAUAAAGAACUCUCCGGGAAAAAGAAAGGCGGAGAUAUAUGUUUCAUGAUUAACUACUCAUGGUGUGAUUGUGGUAAUGUACAGGAACUCAAGUAUUUUUGUUCACCUGUCCUAGAAUACCUCACAAUCAAAUGCCGACCUCAUUACUUCCUGAGGGAAUUCUCCUCGGUCAUCGUCACAGCCGUGUAUAUUCCCCCUCAAGCUGAUACCACGACAACUCUCAAGGACCUACACUGGACUUUGUGCAAACUGGAAACUGCAUAUCCUGAGGCCACAUUUAUUGUAGCUGGGGACUUUAAUAAAGCAAAACCUGAGGAAAAUGCUACCGAAGUUUUAUCAACACAUCGCCUUCAAAAACUCUAGACCAUUGCUACUCUUCCCCGCCCUCCCUUCAGCAAAUCAGAUCACGUCUCAAUCCUGCUCUUCCCUUCCUAUAGGCAGAAACUCGAACAGGAAGUACCCGUGUUAAGGACUUUUCAACGCUGGUCUGACCAAUUUGGAAUCCAUGCUUCAUGAUUGUUUUGAUCACGUGGACUGGUAUAUGUUCCGGGUUGCCUCUGAGAACAUAAUUGACGUAUAUACUGACACGGUGACUGAGUUCAUCAGGAGGUGUAUGGGGGAUGUUGUUCCCACUGUGAUGAUUAAAACCUAUCCAAACCAAAAACCGUGGAUAGAUGGUAGCAUUCGCGCAAAACUGAAAGCGCGAACCAUUGCCUUUAACCACGGCAAGGUGACUGGGAAUAUGGUAGAGUACAAACAGUCCAGGUAUGCCCUCUGUAAGGCAAUCAAAUAGGCAAAACGUCAGUAUAGAGACAAAGUCGCAAUUCAACGUCUCAGACACAAGACGUAUGUGGCAGGGACUCCAGACAAUCACUGAUUAUAAAGGGAUAACCAGCCACGUCGGGGACACCGACGUCUUAAUCCCGGACAAGCUAAACACCUUCUUCGCCCGUUUCGAGGAAACACAGUGCCGCCGAUGCAGGCCACCACCGCUCCCGUGGACUGUGAGCUCUCGUUCUCUGUGGCCGACGUGAGUAAGACAGUUAAGCGUGUUAACCCUCGCAAGGCUGCCGGCCCAGAAGGCAUCCCUAUUAGGGUUGGGCGGUAUCCAGAUUGUCAUACCAUCCUUCUCUCACCCCGGGAUAUACGAUAUUGCCGGUUUAGUACACAAGGGGGUGCCAAAGAAAGCAAAAAAGUCCAUUGGGCGUCUAUUACCUAAAUGCUAACAAAAUUAGGCAAAGUAAUAGCGAAUUUCUAUGGAGGCUGCUAGCUAAAUAUACUAACAAGUGCAAACAAAGAUAAACUAAUUGCAAAGACAAGCAAUCCAGCUCAUAAAGUUAUACAUAUAUAUAGGUAGGAGCUACCGAAAGUUAUUUUUGGUGAGUUUGGACAUUUAUCUGUGAAUGUGAAGAAGAGACAUUGUGCAAAUGAACAAAGUUUUGGCACAUACAGUACCGGCUGUCUGGCAGCAUGUCUACACGCUGUGUUUGUGUGAAGUCUGCUAGGGCAGUGGGCCCGCCUGCUCUGCUCUGAGAAGAGUUGGGAGGAGCAGAUGGGCUGAGAACGGAGAGGAGAAAACAUGCAAGGAAAUCAAGAUGACAGUGGCAGCUGUACAAAUAACUCAUCCAAAGGGCUUUGCCUUCUCAAAUACUGCAGAAAGCUAAACAAUAUCAUGCCCCGUCACCUUAUUAAAGCAGCCACUUACUUAGAUAGCAAGUUAAACUAGGGGUCGCGUAACGCAUAAUUCUGCGUUUUUCAUGCAGGGGAAAAAAUAUCAAAUGCAUAAGAAAUAUCUUGCUGCAUUUUGUAAACACCGAUCUAAAAUGCUUCUUAUUGUAAUUUCUGCUCAGCAUCAGACUUUGUGCUUCAGUUGCACUUUAAACUCAGAUGAGAAUUCACAAACAGGCAUUCUAUCAGCAGACUGUGCUCUGACUGAUGUGGAGCUACUUUUCUCCGGUACUUUCUCGGUGUAGCCAGACAAUUUUUAUCCGGUAAAAUGCAAGAUUUACUUUAUCAUAGAAAUAAUGUAGCCAGCUACAUUUCCUAAUGUUUUGCUUAAACAUUAGAAAUAUGAUGGCCAUGCAUAGUUUUUUGCUUUUUCAUUGUAAGCUCAUUUACUUCUGUGGCUGCCAGCCAAAUAGCGUUGCACUUCUGUUGUUAUCUGAUGAAAAUGAAGCUACUUAAUGCCGAAUGUGUUACACUAAUGUAUUUUCUGUGAAGGAAAACUAUAGUUGCACGUCCCUGAUAUCUGUAUUAAAGCAAUAAAACACUUGACUUUCAAUAUAAAACGCGACCCCUGUCAAUACACAGCUGGACUCACCUGCUCCCGCUUUCGCCUGUUGUGCUAUUUACAAACAAACACGUGACUGGCUCAAUUGUGCUGGGGAACUAAGUACGCUUCAUAAUGUGACGGGUAAAAUAUGAACGUGAUCUACUUUAUCUCCUAACGCAUUGCACAAGUUGACUGCAGGUAUUUACUUAAAAAAUUGCUACAAAUAUUAAAAUGUAUUGAAAAACUUCAAAGAAAUAGUUGUAACGGUAUUGGAAAAACUGUUGUCCCCACUUGCUUCAAGAUGUCCACCAUUGUUCCUGUACCCGAGAAAGAGAAGUUAACUGAACUAAAUUACUAUUGCCCCGUAGCACUCACUUCUGUCAUGAAGUGCUUUGAGAGGCUAGUUAAGGAUCAUAUCACCUCCACCAUACCCAACACCCUAGACCCACUGCAAUUUGAAUACCGCCCCAAUAGAUCCAUGGACAACUCCAUCGCUCUGCACACUGCCCUCUCCCAUCUGGACAAGAGGAAUACCUAUGUAAGAAUGCUGUUCAUUGACUACAGCUCAGAGUACCCUCCAAGCUCAUCAUUAAGCUUGGGACCCUGGGUCUGAACCCUGCCCUGUGCAACUGGGUCCUGGACUUCCUGACGGGCCAACCCCAGGUGGUGAAGGUAGGAAACAACACCUCCACUACGCUGAUCCUCGACACAGGGACCCCACAAGGGUGCAUACUCAGCCCCCUCCUGUACUCCCUGUUCACCCAUGACUGCGUGGCCACGCACGUCUGCAACUCAAUCAUGAAGUUUGCAGGCGACACUACUGUGGUAGGCCUGAUUACCAAUAACAAUGAGACAGCCUACAGGGUGGAGGUGAGGGCCCUGAUUGAGUGGUGCCAGGAAAAUAACUUAUCCCUCAACGUUCGUGGACUUCAGAAGAGGGAGCAUGCCCCCAUCCACAUCAACGGGGCCGCAGUGGAGAAGGUUAAAAGCUUCAGGUUCCUCGGCGUACACAUCACUGACAAUCUGAAAUGGUCCACCCACACAGACAGUGUGGUGAAGGCGCAACAGUGCCUCUUCAUCCUCAGGAGGCUAAAGAAAUUUGGCUUGGCCCAUAAGACCCUCACAAACUUGUACAGAUGCACCAUUGAGAGCAUCCUGUUGGGCUGUAUCACUGCCUGGUACGGCAAUUGCACCGUCCGCAACCGCAGGGCUCUCCAGAGGGUGGUGCGGUCUGCCCAACGCAUCGCCAGGGGCACACUGCCUGCCCUCUAGGACAUCUACAGCACCCGGUGUCACUGGAAGGUCAAGAAGAUCAACAAGGACCUCAGCCACCCGAUCCAUGAGCUGUUCAUCCCGCUACCAUCCAGAAGGCGAGGUCAGUAAAGGUGCAUCAAAGCUGGGACCGAGAGACUGAAAAAUAGCUUCUAUCUCAAGGCCAUCAGACUGAUAAAUAGUCACCACACCCGCAAUAACAUCUGCUAAAUAUGUGUAUGCGACCAAUAAAAUUUGAUUUGAUGUUUGCAAAUAUGUAAGGUGUAAGCAAUAAUUAUGGUAGAAGCUUCGCCACUACACUGCGUUUACUGUACCUAUGCAGACCUUCCAGAUCUGCAAACAUAAGAACGUUGUGGCCAAGGGGGAAGGCGUAAAGAGUGAUUUGGGAUGGGUAUUGACCGUUGGGUUAACAACCGUGUCUGUUUUCAUUCCCCCAGUCGACUAUGAAGGCCUGGUGAAGAAUCUAUCGGUAUGUGAAGUAUUUGAUUUCUGUGUUCAUAAGAUGAAUUGAAAAUGACCUCAUGUCAGACAGGCCCCUCCCUCUGCUGCUUCAUUGACUCUCCCCUCUCCUCUUGCUGUUCAUUUUGAAGUGCAGGAUCCCUGACCAGCCCAUGAGGCCCUACCUGAAAGAGCACCUCCCCAAACGGAUGCACUUCGCUAACAAUGUGCGCAUCGAGAGGGCCCAUCUCUACAUGAAGCCUGGUUGGCAGGCUGCACUGUAUGUCACAACCCAGCUAUAUAUUUUUUUUAUUAUAUCAUACUCUAUAUGAAACAUAUUACAUAUUAGUGUAAUGUUUUCUUUAACAGAACAUUUAGAGUGAUCACAGAACCUUAGCUGCACUUUUAGCUUUACUCUGGCAUUAAGCCAAAGUAACUGUUGUGGAAUAACCUAAGUAAAUAAGUACCCUUUCAAAUAUCUAUAAGUUACUUGAGUUGGCCUACUCAUCACGGCUCACUCCAUUUCUAGUCAUGAGUUCCAAGCAAAAUGUUAUCAGCACUGGUUAGACCUACUUGUGUCCUUCACUUUAAACGUUGUCCCUACAUGCACUUUGAAAGUACAGGUACUUGCAAAAUGUCAUCCCACUUUAUAUUUCACUCUUGUUAGGUUCAACUGUCUGUUGCAAAGAGACAAUAGUCGACAAGACGACUUCUAAACAAUGUCACUAGCCCUAAUUUGACCCCUGACAUUUUCAACAGCUGCCACAAAUUGUAAGUGAUUGCUUAUUAACAUACCAUAAAUUAGAUGUGGGCAAAGUGGUUGCCAUGGACACCUCUGAUUUUGUUUUUUUGCCAACGUUUGGUCCGUUUUUAGGGAUGUCUGAAAUGGGAACUGAAAGCUGUUCCCUGUUGAUCUGGUUGCCACAGCUGAGGAUGUGAGCGGCCAUUUUAGUUUGGUUGGUUUAUACAGCUGUCCAAUUGAUAAUCCCUCAAUUUGAGUGUUGUAUACACACUGUAUGGCAGAUGUACACUGAGUGGACAGAACACCUGCUCUUACCAUGACAGACUAUCCAGGUGAAUCCAGGUGAAAGCUAUGAUCCCUUAUUGAUGUCACUUGUUAAAUCCACUUCAAUCAGUGUAGAUGAAGGGGAGGAGACAGGUUAAAGAAGAAUUGUUAAGCCUUGAGACACUUGAGACAUGGAUUGUGUAUGUGUGCCAUUCAGAGGGUGAACGGGCAAGACAACAUAUUUAUGUGCCUUUGAACGGGGUAUUGUAGUAGGUGCCAGGCCCACCGAUUUGAGUGUGUCAAGAACUGCAGCGCUGCUGGGUUUUUCACGCUCAACAGUUUCCCGUGUAUAUCAAGAAUGGUCCACCACCCAAAGGACAUCCAGCCAACUUGACACAACUGUGGGAAGCAUUGGAGUCAACAUGGGCCAGCAUCCCUGUGGAAUGCUUUCGACACCUUGUAGAGAGCAUGCCCCGAUGAAUUGAGGCUGUGUGAUGUCCUUUCUAUGGAUGGAAUAAUGGUUUUUCAUCUCUUCCUCCACAGCCAGCCUAAGGAAAUCAAGUACUGCAGUGGUGGAUUCCACGGCUCGGAUAACGUCUUCAAAAACAUGCAGGUCAGGGGAGGGGGAGAGGGAUGUAUGUACGUCAGCUGAUACAGUGUGACAUUACAGCAGUGAAUUGAACAUUCUGCAUUUUUCUUUUUGCCUUAGUAUACACACCUGGUUUAAAUCAUCAAAGCUUGCUGAUUAGUUACUCAUUUGAAUCAGCUGUGUAGUGCUAUGGCAAAAACAGAAAUCUGCACCCCAGGACCAGGGUUAAGAAACACUGCAUUACAGUAUGGAUACUUAGCUAUGUACACACCCAGGGAAACCCAUCAUAACAUACUGUCUCUAACUAUAAAAUAGCUAUGCUACUAAGCUGAAGUUACAUUCAACUUUAAGGAAGCACAUGGAGCUUAGCUACACAACACGAUCCACUCUGUUUUUUUUUGGACGUGACAAGUUUCUAUGAUGAAAGUACUACAGAGGUAGCCUAGCCUGGUCCCAGAUAUGUUUGUGCUGUCUUGUCAACUCCUAUGGUCAUUGUCCUGCCAAAUGUCCCAAACAGAUCUGGGACCAGGCUACUACAGAGGAGCCUCAUUUGGUUGAAUAAUGUCAGACAUACUUUAGGUUAAAUCAAGCUAUUGUGGCUGAACCCAGAGGGAACAUAGAAGCUUUAUGAAGAGAUCAGACCAUCUAGUCUGGCUCCCCCCAGACUGAGCCUUAGCAAGUCUCUCCCAAAGUAAACCUGCUGAAAGACCAGCAGGUUUAGGCCUGUACCAGGCCUGUACCAGUUCACUGUCCUUCCAUUCGGGUUGUGUUAUUUCCCCAUGUUUCGAUUUCUCCUUCUACUAGCAAGUCUCUCCCAAAAUAAGCCCAAUUAAAUACCAUCACCUAUAACAGUACAAUGUCCUCCCAUUCGGGUUGUGUUGUUGUGCCAUGGACAUUUUUACUAUGUUUAAUAGGUUUUACUCUAUUUUACCCUAGUUUUUUUGAUUGGUCUGUGUAUGUUUCCGGCCUUACAAAAUCUUUCCCAAAAUAAGCCAAUACCAUCACGUUUAAUAGUAUGCUUUGUUCCCUUUUGGGUUGUGUUGUUCUUCCAUGGCUAUGUUUACUAGAUUUCUCCCUGGCAUCUCUGUGUUAGUCUAUAUGUUUAUGAUAGGUCUGUGUAUCUGUCCGGACGUGGUCACGCCUGGAAUGUGUUGUCUGUAUAAUUAUCCCUGCGACUUUACGCACUCCUCUUAAAAAACAGGUGAAUUAGUCAAAUGAAAGUCUGUGCUAAAAAUAUAUAUUCUCUGGGUCUGGCUGCAGACCCAAAAAUAGUUCAAAGCAGACAUAGACAUGGCUAGCAAUUAUUUUACUUAGUAGACGCCCACGUGUAGGUUCAUCUUAUGAUUAUUUAAGUUGGUUGGUUGCUUUUCAACCCACCUUUUGGAAGGUAAUUCAAGUACUUAGCUAUUCAUCAUAUUCUGAUGUUUACAGAAGGGCUAUUUGUGGGUUUGACUCCUUCGUAUGUGGAGGGAAAUUCUAACUAAAUGGGGACUUUGAGCAGUUCUGGAAUGAUUCCUACUGACAUUUUGGUGUACAAAGUGCUCUGUGAACGCCAUAGGGUCCUGUGCCUUACAGUUGAAGUUGGAAGUUUACAUACACCUUAGCCAAAUACAUUUUUCACAAUUCUUGACAUUUAAUCCUAGUAAAAAUUCCUAGUCUUAGGUCAGUUAGGAUCACCACUUUAUUUUAAGAAUGUGAAAUGUCAGAAUAAUAGUAGAGAGAGAUUUAUUUAAGCGUUAUUUCACAUUCCCAGUGGGUCAGAAGUUGACAUACACUCAAUUAGUAUUUGGUACCAUUGCCUUUAAAUUGUUUAACUUGGGUCAAACGUUUCGAGUAGCCUUCCACAAGCUUCCCACAAUAAGUUGGGUGAAUUUUGGCCCAUUCCUCCUGACAGAGCUGGUGUAACUGAGUCAGGUUUGUAGGCCUCCUUGCUCGCACACGCUUUUUCAGUUCUGCCCACACAUUUUCUAUAGGAUUGAGGUCAGGGCUUUGUGAUGGCCUCUCCAAUACCUUGACUUUGUUGUCCUUAAGCCAAUUUGCCACAACUUUGGAAGUAUGCUUGGGGUCCUUGUCCAUUUGGAAGACCCAUUUGCGACCAAGCUUUAACCUCCUGACUGAUGUCUUGAGAUGUUGCUUCAAUAUAUCCACGUAAUUGUCCUUCCUCAUGAUGCCAUCUAUUAAGUGCACCAGUACCUCCUGCAGCAGAGCACCCCCACAGCAUGAUGCUGCCACCCCCGUGCUUCACGGUUGGGAUGGUGUUCUUCGGCUUGCCAAGCUUCCCCCUUUUUCCUCCAAACAUAACGAUGGUCAUUAUGGCCAAACAGUUCUAUUUUUGUUUCAUCAGACCAGAGGACAUUUCUCCAAAAAGUACAAUCUUUGUCCCCAUGUGCAGUUGCAAACCGUAGUCUGGCUUUUUUAUGGCGGUUUUGGAGCAGUGGCUUCUUCCUUGAUGAGCGGCCUUUCAGGUUAUGUCGAUUAUAGGACUCGUUUUACUGUGGAUAUCGAUACUUUUGUACCUGUUUCCUCCAGCAUCUUCACAAAGUCAUUUGCUGUUGUUCUAGGAUUGAUUUGCACUUUUCGCACCAAAGUACGUUCAUCUCUAGGAGACAGAACGCGUCUCCUUCCUGAGCUGUAUGACGGCUGCGUGGUCCCAUGGUGUUUAUACUUGCGUACUAUUGUUUGUACAGAUGAACGUGGUACCUUCAGGUGUUUGGAAAUUGCUCCCAAGGAUGAUCCAGACUUAUGGAGGUCUACAAUUGUUUUGCUGAGGUCUUGGCUGAUUUCUUUUGAUUUUCCCAUGAUGUCAAGCAAAGAGGCACCGAGUUUGAAGGUAGGCCUUGAAAUACAUCCACAGGUACACCUCCAAUUGACUCAAAUGAUGUCAAUUAGCCUAGUGAAUUCUAAGUGAAAUAAUCUGUCUGUAAACAAUUGUUGGAAAAAUUACUUGUCAUGCAAAAAGUAGAUGUCCUAACCAACUUGCCAAAACUAUAGUUUGUUAACAAGACAUUUGUGGAGUGGUUGAAAAGCGAGGUUUAAUGACUCCAACCUAAGAGUAUGUAAACUUCCGACUUCAACUGUGUAAUGCCAGAAAGCCCCAUCUUUCUGCUCUACCCUUCCACUCUCUCAGCGAAGCUGACCUCAAGUGUCAGGUUUCAGACCCAACAUUUGCAUAGGGAGUGAUGUGUCACAUUAUCUGGCCAACCCGACUAAUAAUCGAUUAUCCUCUGAGUGAGCCCAGCCUGGGAGACGGCAUAUGAACGGUGACAGUCUAGCGAGUCCAGCCGUUGUGGUUUCAUCUUGCUGUCAUAUUCUCCGACUGAUUUAGAGCGCUCAACAUUAAAAAAUACGAAAUCAUUUCAUACAAUUGAAAGAAGACCACUUUGUCAUGGUCACAGACAGACGAAAUCACUUUGUGCAUAAAGCUGAAGUUGUAACGAGUCUGCAGACAUUUGAAUGGUGUCUCUGCGCUGCUCAGUUACAUUAAAUAGUUCCAAUCUUGUACUAAGUAUGAUAAUAUUUAUUUUAAAGUUAUAAGUAAUGUGAAAUCUUAGUUACUCGUUUAUCAUUUGAUUGUUACUAUAUUUAGAAACAAUUUAAGGCAUUUCAAGCCCUAUUGCCCCACUUUUGUUGAAUAAGAAAAAAAAACAUAUGGUUUUUCAUAAUAUUUGGACUAUGUACUUGAUCUUGUGUCCUCAGCAAAUCAAGAAAGGUGAGUUCCAGACCUUUCUAAAACUAUGCAACAUUACCAGUUAUUGUUUAUGGCUGUCUCAUGAAAAAUGAUUUAGGCGUAAAUAAAAAUGUAGCCCGAUCAUUCAAGAGCUUAAAUUGUGGUUCUUUGGUUCAGCUUUUGUUCUCUCCAUAUAUGUUUACUCCACUGUUAUGAAAAGCAUGUGUACAGAAAUUCAUUUGUAUGUAUUUUUCAGACAAUUUUCAUCGGUUAUGGACCAGGGCUGAAAUACAAGACUAACGUUGCACCUUUUGAAAACAUUGAAGUCUACAACCUCCUGUGUGGUAAGCCUGUUAAUCAAUGUUUAACAUGGGGGCAGGGGGCAAUGUCCUGUUGUACAACUAGAAAAGAUUAGCCUGGGUGCCAGUCUGUUUCUGCUGUCUUGCCAACUCCUGAUGGAAUUGGCAAGGAGUGGGACAAUAUCUAAACAUACUGGUAACCAGGCUAAGAGAGGAUUACUUCUCUAAAGUUAAACAAUUCCAGCAGCCAAUCUGGUUUUACACUCAUUAUGAUGUAAUUUCAACCACUUUUAUAGAGAACUGAGUCCACUUCUAUAUUUCUCAACAUUGUGAUAAGUUUCAAAGAGGAUAUACCAGUUCAGCAGGUGCAAGUGCAAAGUCCAUAGUCCCAACACUGCACCUGCCCUUUGCAAGACACACAGCUGUUAUGUACAGGUAGCUAACUAAAUAGUCAGUUAGAGAAAAUACAUUUUCAAGAGUAAUCUCUUUAUUCCUCCCUCUUUCACUCCUUCUCUCUCUGCCUGUCAGAUUUGUUGGACGUUCCCCCUGCUCCUAACAACGGGACCCACGGGAGUCUGAACCACCUCCUGAAGAACCCUCCCCACCUGCCCGUGUACCCCGCUGAGCUCUCCUCUGACUCCAACUGUGAGGCGAGUGGCCCCGCCCCCUCUGAUGGUCUGGGCUGCAGCUGCAGCGGCCACACCAAAGCAGCGGUACGACCAGGGAGUACUGUCAGGGGGGGAUCAAACUCUCACACCCUCCCUAAUGGAGCAGGGCUGGGAUGGGAGGGGUAGACAGAGGGUCUAGCCUGUCAUUAUCCUCACUUUGGAUGAUUGAUAACCCAGCAGCACUCAUUAGAAGGACAGAAGUUGACUAAUUGAAACAAAGGAGAGACCCACUAACGUGCUGAAAAUGCUUGUUUCAGGAGAAGACUAUGAACAGGCAACUUAUCAAGGCUAAUUCCAGUGAGUACACACUGAUGUCUAUUUUUAAUAGCGAAAUCAUGAAUGUAUUUUCUCAUUGAUUUCAUUUUUAAUCAAGCCCUCCCCUCCCUCAGAUUCCGGAGCCAAGGCUCUUCACCUACCAUAUGGAAUCCCUCGAGUUCUCCAGGAGAAUGCAGACUACUGCGUCCUUCACCACGCCGACUACAUCAACGGUUACAGCAAAGAUACUCUCAUGCCCUUAUGGGUUGCCUAUACAAUUAACCCACUGGUGAGCCUUUUUCUGCUUGUGGGAGCGACCGGGGUUCAUACCAGGGUAUGUGGUAGCCAGCUGAGCUAAACCCAAGGCAUUAGCUCCGGGGAGCUAAUGCAAGUCUUCAGAAUCUUAGCAAAUGUUUCUCAUCCAGCGAACGUAGUUCUGAACCACCUCUGAACCAUUACACUCUCUUUUAUGUCUAAAGAUUGAUAGUGUGUCGUGUGGGAGAUGAAUUGGCUGUAUUUGCUGCUCUCUGGUUAGUGCUUCUCUGGUUAGUGUUUUGGCUAGGACAUGAAAGAGGUUGUAAAGCUAUGUAUGAAGCGCUGGUAUGAAGUCCUGAGAGCUGAGCUGCCGCACAGGCCCAGGCCCUGCUAGCUGGCUGUAGAUCUUCUCCACUCGUGCUGGCUUUCACAGCCUCUUGUGUUACUCGUUAUGUGGUGAGAACCUCACCGUAAAUCAGAACUAAGAGAGAUGAGUUUUAUGGAGAGAGGACGUUUUCUCUGUACCGUACAUGUCUCUUUAUAGUAUAUAUUUCUCUAUCCCAGGCUUUCGCAAACAUCCUCCUUUUAUUCCAUUUACUUUCUGUCUAAAAGCUAGUAAAAGGAAGGAAACAACUACAUGAUGUAUGGUUUAUUUUAACUAAGCAGGAAGUAAGCAGAAAAGCACUAUCCUUAUAGACUGAGUAUAUAAAACAUGAAUCCUUAAGUCCAUUGAGUGUGCACUGUCAUCAAGGCAAAGGGUGUCUAUUUGAAGAAUCUCAAAUAUAAAAUAUAUUUUGAUUUGUUUAUAAUUUUUUGGUUACUACAUGAUUCCAUAUGUGUUAUUUCAUAGUUUUGAUGUCUUCACUAUUAUGCUACAAUGUAGAAAAUAGUGAAAAUAAAGAAGAACCCUUGAAUGAGUAGGUGUCAACUUUUGACUCGUACUGUAUAUUUCCGGAAUUUUCUUAUCUCCUAGAUAUAGGACAGACACUUCAAAACCUUAUUCCUUAUGAUUUAUUUUGACUGUAUUAAAUGCGUUUCUAUGGGCUAUAGUAGUAAAGGCCAAAUUCAAUAUUUUAUAAAAUCAUUUUUACAUAUUUUUGUUUUGAUACUUAAAGGGAUCCUAAAAUUACAAAUCAAAUAGCUAAAUGGUCCAUGGUAUGACCAUCUUAAAACAAUUCAAUAUGUUAUCUUAGUACUUUUAAAGGUUUUAAGAACACCUGCUCGCAACUCAAUAUUAGGAAGGUGUUCUUAAUGUUUUGCACACUCAGUGUAUAUGGACUCAAUCACACAGUGACGAAAUAAACCAAGUCCACAGAACUUGUACGUGAUCUCAAGAACUAGAAUCAUUAAGCAGAAAUAGUCGCUCUAACACAACCUCUUUCUAUGUCUCUCUCUCUCUCCCCGUCUCUCCUAUCAGAACAAUGUCCGGCCGCUGAGUCCAGUAGCAGAGGGGUGUGUCCGUACAGACGUCCGUGUGGAACCGCUCUCCAGUCAGAACUGUGUCCGAUACAGGGAUAACCCUGCCCUGUCCUACGGCCUGCUGCAUCCACCCAGUAAGUACAUAAGGACGUUUUCCUAUCACCUUCCCCACACCCUUUGUUAAAUGCCUAUACCACAUUAGUGUACAUGCGUAGCAAGCUGCGCAGCAGCUGCUUAUGCUCAAUCAGGAAUAUCUCAUAAAAUGUUUAAAGACCAGUUGAUCAUUAAAAUGAAUUGACGUUUUUAAAGUGUGUGCAUUUAUUUAAGUUAGAGAUUUAAAGUGAAUGUUUCUAUAUGCAGAUCUGGGUGCCAAUGGAACAGAGGCUGAGUCAUUACUCACCAGCAACAUGGCGCCCAUGUAUCCUGCCUUUAAAGGUGAGCAGGUCAGGCUAGCUGGCAAAGAGACCGAAAAGUCUCCAGUGCUAUGCAACAGCUCAAACACUCAAAAGGGUAUUUGGGAUUUCUUAUGGAGAUGCAGCUUCAGGAAAUAACUUUCCACUAGAAGGGGUUUAGGACCAGCCAUCAGGACACAGUGUGUCUUUGCAUGAUGUAUGUAUAGGCCUACUGGCAGAUGUUUUUCUCACUGGACUAAUGGUUUUGUACUAUAUUUAUAUUUAAGGUUUAUAUUGAAUUGUACACAUUUGCAGCUAAAAGCUGAAUUGUAGCGUACAUAGGCCUACAUAAGUAAAUAAAAUAAAAGAUAUGAGAUGUAGGAUACAAUAUUGCAGCUAAGCAGCAUUAAGCAGUCUUACAAAGUACGGCAUAGGGCCGUUGUAGUAUGUGUCAGUCCGAGUAGGGGGAAGGUUCAGUUUGUGACUGGAUCGGGUAGAUCUGACAUGACCUCUUGUCUGAGGCAGCCAUUUGUUGUAAUCCUGGGAUUUUGUAAGCUUCUGGGCAAAGGAUCUGCAGAAGUGGGUGCAGCGGGACUGCAAGCCCAGGACAUUGCAUGCAGAGUUGUAGGAGGUGUAGGUGGGGCCCUUGAUUAUUUUGGUUGCGUGUCGUUGCACCUUCUCAAGUUGGUUGUGUUGGUAGGCUGUGAGACCUGGGCGUCAUACUGGAGCGGAGCACUAGACGGACAAAGCAGUUGUAAACUGUUAGAAGGUCUUCGGGGGGAAGGUUUAAGGGUCGCAGAAACCAUCAAGCGAUAUGAUGAAACUGGCUCUCAUGAGUACCACCACAGGAAUGGAAGACCCAGAGUUACCUCUGCUGCAGAGGAUAAGUUAGAGUUACCAGCCUCGGAAAUUGCAGCCCAAAUAAAUGCUACACAAAUAAGAGGCAAUAUACCAGUUACAGAAAAGCCUUCAAUAACAAUUCUUCAUUUGUGCCUGAUGAGUGGGAGUUUUUAAAUAGAACAUCCACCUGCAUUUUGUCUGGAGAAGACUAAGUUCAAGAUUACCACCCCUACGUGAACGUUUUAUUUGCUGUAUAGCACAGAUGAACAUGGAGGAGAUGGGGUGACCGGCCUCUGAGAAAUGACGUGCAAUAGGGGAUUUGGGGUAAUUUCUCCUUCCAGCACUCUUGUUCUAUAAUACGUGUUCUUAUCUGUCUACUGGUUUUGCCCACAUAUUGCUUAUUGCAUGGACAAGAGAUAAGGUACAGUGAGGGAAAAAAGUAUUUGAUCCCCUGCUGAUUUUGUACGUUUGCCCACUGACAAAGACAUGAUCAGUCUAUAGUUUUAAUGGUAGGUUUAUUUGAACAGUGAGAGACAGAAUAACAACAACAAAAAUCCUGAAAAACGCAUGUCAAAAAUGUUAUAAAUUGAUUUGCAUUUUAAUGAGGGAAAUAAGUAUUUGACCCCUCUGAAAAACAUGACUUAGUACUUGGUGGCAAAACCCUUGUUGGCAAUCACAGAGUUCAGACGUUUCUUGUAGUUGGCCACCAGGUUUGCACACAUCCUCUUUGCAGAUCUUCUCCAAGUCAUUAAGGUUUCGAGGCUGAUGUUUGGCAACUCUAACCUUCAGCUCCCUCCACAGAUUUUCAGUGGGAUUAAGGUCUGGAGACUGGCUAGGCCACUCCAGGACCUUAAUGUGCUUCUUCUUGAGCAACUCCUUCGUUGCCUUGGCCGUGUGUUUUGGGUCAUUGUCAUGCUGGAAUACCCAUCCACGACCCAUUUUCAAUGCCCUGGCUGAGGGAAGGAGGUUCUCACCCAAGAUUUGACGGUACAUGGCCCCGUCCAUCGUCCCUUUGAUGCGGUGAAGUUGUCCUGUCCCCUUAGCAGAAACCCCCCCAAAGCAUAAUGUUUCCACAUCCAUGUUUGACGGUGGGGAUGGUGUUCUUGGGGUCAUAGGCAGCAUUCCUCCUCCUCCAAACACGGCGAGUUGAGUUGAUGCCAAAGAGCACGAUUUUGGUCUCAUCUGACCACAACACUUUCACCCAGUUCUCCUCUGAAUCAUUCAGAUGUUCAUUGGCAAACUUCAGACGGGCCUGUAUAUGUGCUUUCUAGAGUAGGGGGACCUAGCGGGCGCUGCAGGAUUUCAGUCCUUCACGGAGUAGUGUGUUACGAAUUGUUUUCUUGGAGACUAUAGUCCCAGCUGCCUUGAGAUCAUUGACAAGAUCCUCCCGUGUAGUUCUGGGCUGAUUCCUCACCGUUCUCAUGAUCAUUGCAACUCCACGAGGUGAGAUCUUGCAUGGAGCCCCAGGCCGAGGGAGAUUGACAGUCCUUUUGUGUUUCUUCCAUUUGCGAAUAAUCGCACCAACUGUUGUCACCUUCUCACCAAGCUGCUUGGCGAUGGUCUUGUAGUCCAUGCCAGCCUUUUGUAGGUCUACAACCUUGUCCCUGACAUCCUUGGAGAGCUCUUUGGUCUUGGCUAUGGUGGAGAGUUUGGAAUCUGAUUGAUUGAUUUCUGUGGACAGGUGUCUUUUAUACAGGUAACAAGCUGAGAUUAGGAGCACUCCCUUUAAGAGUAUGUCCCUCAUUAAAAUGCAAAUGAUUUUAUAACAUUUUUGACAUGCGUUUUUCUGGAUUAUUUUGUUGUUAUUCUGUCUCUCACGGUUCAAAUAAACCUAACAUUAAAAUUAUAGACUGAUCAUUUCUUUGUCAGUGGGCAAACGUACAAAAUCAGCAGGGGAUCAAAUACUUUUUUCCCUCACUGUAUAUGACGUUAGAAGAGCUGCAUGUGACAAACAGUGUAUUGUUUACCAGUGGCAGAGCUGCUGAAUACGCUCAAUUCUUUACAGGAAUCCCUACAUGCUGCACAAAUACGGCAGGGGUAGAAGCCAGUCAGCUCGUCCAGUCUUCCGUCAUUUCUUUUCGGGGGACAUGAGUGUCAGCCUGAACAAUAAAGUCCCUGACAUUCCUGGUCCUGUAGUGUGAAAAGUAUUUUGGCAAGCAGGAUCAGCCAUGAGCACGUUCCAAUGUUUCUUAAAUCACUCCCUUGAUGUCAUCACUCAAAUGAGAAUAUGUAGAGGUACAGACACAUGAGUGUUUUUUUUACUUUUAUCCCUUCUGGACUAGGGAUAAAAGUAUCUCAUCUCAGUAUCUCAGGUCUCAUCAAUGGUACGUACUCUACUGAGAGCAUCAUCAAGCCAUUCUUUAGGGUAUGAGUGGACCUCAAACUGUCUACAUUUUCAUAGUCUCAUUUUCAAAGUCUGUUUUACCAGUACAAAUGCGCUUCAGUCUCAGAAGUUGUGUGUACGGUAAUCCCUUCUUCAGAAAUGUGGGAUGCGUACUAGAGGCAUGUAGGAUACCGUUCUUGUCUGUGGGCUUUGUAUACAAAAUAGUGGACAAGAACCCUGAGUCAAGGCGCACAAGGGUAUCAAGGAAGGAUAUCUCACGAUGACUAAUCUCGGCUGUGAACUUGAUAUGUUGAACCAUAGCAUAAAGGUAAGCAAGAAAAUCACCAAACACAUUGAGGGGACCCAUCCAAACAUCAUCAAUAUAUAUUUUCCAUAUAAGUAUAUGUUGGGAGAAAGGGUUAUUGUGCCGAAUGAACUUGUCUUCCAGAUAACCCACAAAUAGACAUGCAGAGUCAGGAGAGAAAAUGGAGCCCAUAGCCGCUCCCUGUUUUUACCCUGCCUCUGACCACAUGCUCUGAUGCUCUUUCAUUGGUUGAAUUACUUGUUUCCUGGUUGUGUUGGUGACAGAAUGAGACUUGGGUGUGAUAACUACAAUAUUAAGAUCAGAGACCCAAGAUGACAUUGUUGUAGGGGUACUAUAAAAGUCCUCUAGGUUAGUAAUGACAAAGUCAAGGAUGGCAUUCUGUCUAGUUGGAAUGUUAACAAGUUGUUGUAAUCCAUUCUCUGAGCAUAGUCCUGAUGCCUAGUCGCCUUACCCCUAUACAUACACUACAUGAACAAAAGUAUGUGGACACCUGCUCGUCGAACAUCUCAUUCCAAAAUCAUGGGCAUUAAUAUGGAGUUGGUCCCCCCUUUGCUGCUAUAACAGCCUCCUCUUGGAAGACUUUCCACUAGAUGUUGGAACAUUUCUAUGGGGACUUGCUUCUAUUCAACCACGAGCAUUAGUGAGGUCGAGUACUGAUGUUGGUCGAUUAGGCCUGGCUCUCAGUCGGCGUUCCAAUUCAUCCCAAAUGUGUUUGAUGGGGUUGAGGUCAGGGCUCUGUGCAGGCCAGUCAAGUUCUUCCACACCGAUCUCAACAAACCAUUUCUCUGUGGUGUUGUCAUGCUGAAACAGGAAAGGGCCUUCCCCAAGCUGUUGCCACAAAGUUGGAAGCACAGAAUCAUCUAGAAUGUCAUUGUAUGCUGUAGCAUUAAGAUCUCCCUUCACUGGAACUAAGGGGCCUAGCCCGAACCAUGAAAAUUUGCCCCAGACCAUUAUUCCUCCUCCACCAAACUUUACAGUUGGCACUAUGCAUUCGUGCAGAUAGCAUCCGCCAAACCCAGAUUCGUCCAUCGGACUGCCAGAUGGUAAAGCGUGAUUAAUCACUCCAGAGAACGCGUUUCCACUGCUCCAGAGUCCAAUGGCGGCGAAUUUUGCACCACUCCAACCAACGCUUGGCAUUGCGCAUGGUGAUCUUAGGCUUGUGUGCGGCUGCUCGGCCAUGGAAACCCAUUUCAUGAAGCUACCGACAAAUAGUUAUUGUGUUGACGUUGCUUCCAGAGGCAGUUUGGAACUCGUUAGUGAGUGUUGCAAUCAAGGACAGACGAUUUUUACGCGCUUCAGCACUUGGCGGCCACGUUCUGUGAGCUUGUGUGGCCUACCACUUCACGGCUGAGUCGUUGUUGCGACUAGACGUUUCCACUUCACAAUAACAGCACUUACAGUUGACCGAGGAAGCUCUAGCAGGGCAGAAAUGUGACGAACUGACUUGUUGGAAAGGUGGCAUCCUAUGACGGUGCCACGUUGAAAGUCACUGAGCUCUUCAGUAAGGCCAUUCUACUGCCAAUGUUUGUCUAUGGAGAUUGCAUGUCUGUGUGCUCGAUUUUAUACACCUGUCAGCAACGAGUGUGGCUGAAAUAGACUAAUCCACAAAUUUGAGUGUCCACAUACCUUUUUAUAUAUAGUGUAUCUACUAUCGAUCCAUUAUCCCUGCACAUUGUAAAUAUGGUACUGGAACUCACCCUGUAUAUAGUUACUUACUUCAUCACCUUCUUAUUGCUUAUUUUUAUAUCUUGUGUGUUUUUGUUCUACCUUGUUAAAUGUAAAUGUUAUUUUUAGUAUUACAUUGUUAUUGAUUACUGCAUUGUUGGGGUUAGAGCUAGCAAGAAAGGCAUUUCACUGUACUUGUGCAUGUGACAUUGAAACUUGAAUUGAUCCAACUUGCCUUGGUAAUUGUUAAGCUCUAAGCCUUAGACACAAACACUCCAAUUCAGGUGGUACCUCUAUGAAUGGGAGCUUGUGAGCAGAAAUGUCCUCUCUUAUUUAUAUAAAGUGCCACACCCCAUCCCAUUUGACCUUUUGUCUUGGUUUGGAGUAGGUGUUGAAACCAUCGAUUUCCCAGAGUUCAGGUGGUGCAUCUGGGUCAAACCAUGUCUCUGACAAAGCAGCAAUUUCAGCCCUCUCUGACAGCAGGAUUGAUUUGAAAUUCAUCCAACUUGUUAACCAGUGACCGUGCAUCGCGUACUAUGACCUUAGGAGUGCUAUUACUUUGUUUCCUCUCCAACUUUGGUGAGCAAGUUAAUUUCCUCCUCACGUUGUGGGUAAUAGUCUUGAUCCAGUGAAUGCGUUUUCUACUACUCUGCUGCCCUCUUCGUCGAGUCAAUGUUUUUUCUGAUGUAUUCCUUGCUGAAUCAGUCUAUUUUCAAGCUCCUUACUCAAGGUAGUCUUGGUCUGCUGGAGACUUUGUAGGAAUCCUCUUGAAUACUGGAUGCAGGUUGUCAUUGUUCAAAACAUUAAAUCAUGAAUCAGACUGAUUUAUCCUCAAAUGUACCGUUCUGAGUUCAAAAUAAUAAUUUGUAAGUCGCUCUGGAUAAGAGCGUCUACUUAAUGACGUAAAUGUACAUGUUGAAUGUCUAGAUCAAAGUAAUCUAUUCUUAAUCAGCUUACUAAAUCGAACACUUGUUGGAGAAAAAAAUAUCAUAAACACAACAGUGAAUAACUAAUAAAUGUACAGGAGUAAUCAUCCAAGGCUGCCAUCUUAUUUCUAAUAGUCACUUUUACUCUUAAGCUUACUCUUCAAGCAUGUAACAUUCUCAGGCUGCAGCUAUAUUCCAUUUUGAACUAGCCUCGGCCAAUUGGGUAUGAAUUUCCCCUCAAAACAUUCAUAAUUUUAGGCCAAAGUUCCAGCGGCUGAGAACAUUCUAGGACCUGUUUUUCUCCGUCUUUAUUUCCUGUGAAAUCCUACAAGAUUUCCUACAACCUAAUGUUAUAGUUUAAUAGCAGGAAUCUUCUGAAUCUUCGGACUCCCUAGUGAACAUUUAAAUCUUACCAACAAGCCAUAGAUUUAGGAGCAGUGUUUGAGGCUUAUUUUCAGGCCAAUUUAGUUAUCUCAGAUUGGUCUCUACAUAAAAGCUUCCCAGUGAAUUACGAUAGUAAUCUGACCGUGGUGAAAGUGAGCCAUUGAUUCAGUAAACAUAGGAUCUCUGUUACAUUGUGUCUAGGGGACAGUAGUGCUGUAGAGAGCUUCAACCCUAUUACCAGAUAGGGACUGGGCUGGGUUUUUACCGUGACCUCUAAGGUAUCUUUAGUGUUGUAUUCUUUAAUUCCCAUUCUGUGUAACUGGCUCGACAAAAGCACAUGCUUGCUAUGCUAUUGUAAUGUAGGGGAGAUGGUCAUGUUCAAAAUCCAGCUCCAUUUUGUACUCAGUGCUUGGCACGUAAUGCCGACGUGAGUGCCUGAGUAGUUGUGGUUAAUUACUCAUAAACCAUCAAUGUGUUGCUUAAUAGAGGAAAAGUGUGUGCUUCUGGUUGACGUGAAAUUGAGAUUACCACCGGCUGCGUCCAAAAUGACACUAUAUUCCCUUUAUAGUGCACUACUUUUGAUCCGCUUCCAUAGGGCUCUGGUCAAAGGUAGGGUUUCAUGUAGGGGAUCGUGUGCCAUUUGGGACGUAGCCACAGAGUUUUAAUCACGUUAGUGGUUAGGAUUGUUUAAUAUGAUGCCACCCUCUGGGUUCCAUGGUGAUCAAAGUGAGAGAGUUGGAUGUGUUGCCACUUUUGUUGAUGCCCGUGGACACAGAGAGAUCAAUCCAUCAUAAAAGGUGGUUUAUGAGGUAUGAUAUCAUAUGAUUAACUUUAUUUCGCCAAAACAUUGGCCUCCAAGAACAGAGGUACUCUGUCGAUAACUUUACAGACACUGCACUCUGGUGGCAAAUGGUAGACACAGAUCUGGGAUUGUAUGCAGAUUGACUUUUAUUGUAAUGAGUCUUGUCCUGGAGGCAGAACUGGGCGAUUUCCCCUAAGAUAGGCCAGCUGCAAAGUCAAAAUUGGCUAUAUUGUAAAUAUUCAUGAAAACAAAAAUGUGCUUUUUGGUCUUAAUUUAAGGUUAGGGUUAUGCAUUAGGGUUACCAGUGUGGUUAAGGUUAGGGUUAUGCAUUAGGGUUACCAGUGUGGUUAAGGUUAGGGUUAUGCAUUAGGGUUACCAGUGUGGUUAAGGUUAGGGUUAUGCAUUAGGGUUACCAGUGUGGUUAAGGUUUGGGUUAGGUUUAAAAUCAGAUUUUAUGACUUUGUGGCUCCAGUGACCACUCUGCAGAGCUGCCUCCAGAACAAGAAACGAAAAAUGGUAACCUGUAGAUUGGAUUCACAAAACGUCUCAGAGUAGGAGUGCUGAUCCCCUUGUCCAUUUAAUCACAUUCAUUAUGAUCUAAAAGUGGAAACUGAUUCUAGAUCAGCACUCCUACUCUAAGACAUUUUGUGAAUACAGGCCCUGAAUACAUUACUAAGUUACUUAGACAGUCAGAUAUGGUUUAUAAUCCGUGCCUUCACAAAUAUAAUAUAUUUGCAGAUGUUUGGAUGUACUUCCAUGAUGUCCUCCUGGUGAAGUAUUCCCAGCAGCUGAAUGGGGUCAACGUUGUCAGUGGACCUAUCUUUGACCAGCACUACGACGGACACUUUGAUGCUCCCACAGUUAGCACACAGUAAGUAGUCAUCAUCAUCCAUGAGUUUUGUUGUUGUUUUUUGUGGGCGGGGGGUUUUGAUUCUGUUGUUGUAUCUAUUACAUUUAUUUAUUUCAGAUAUACAUUUGACUCAUUUAGCAGGGGAUAGAACGCUAUAACACAAUAUUGACCAUAGCCUAUUCGCCUCUCUAAUUGUAUCUCUCUCUAUCCUGCAGACACGAGGCUCCCAUCCCCACUCACUUCUAUGUGAUCCUGACCAGCUGUGGGAACUCAUCCUUCUCCCCUACUGACUGCCAGGGUCGUCUGGAGACCACCUCCUUCAUCCUCCCCCAUAGACCUGACCACACUGAGACCUGCGCUGUGAGUCAUAUUGGCUGUCUGUCUCUGUCUAGCUGUGCUCCUAUUGUUUCCUAUAGGGUCACCUGGAAUCCUUUUGAGGAAAUCUAACAUGUGAACAGACCAAAGGAUGGCUGAGAUAAUCAGACCCGGGACAAAUAGAGGCUGUGUGUGUAACAGUGUUGCUUCCGUCCCUCUCCCCGUCCCAACCUGGGCUCGAACCAUGGACCCUCUGAACACAUUGACAAUUGCCUCCCAUGAAGCAUCGUUACCUAAUCAGAGGAAGGCCCUCAAAAUUGUCAAAGACUCCAGUCACCCUAGUCAUAGACUGUUCUCUCUGCUACCGCACGGCAAGCGGUACCGGAGUGCCAAGUCUAGGUCCAAAAGACUUCUCAACAGCUUCUACCCCCAAGCCAUAAGACUCCUGAACAGCUAAUCAUGGCUACCCGGACUAUUUGCACUGCCCCCCCACCCCAUCCUUUUUACGCUGCUGCUACUCUGUUAAGUAUUUAUUUAUGCAUAGUCACUUUAACUCUACCCACAUGUACAUAUUACCUCAACUAGCCGGUGCCCCCGCACAUUGACUAUGCAACGGUACCCCCCUGUAUAUAUAGCCUCCCUACUGUCACUUUAUUCUAUUGUAUAUAUAGCCUCCCUACUGUCACUUUAUUUUUUACUUCUGCUCUUUUUUUUUUUUUUUUUUUUUUCUCAACACUUUUUUGUUGUUGUUUUAUUCUUACUUUUUUGUUUAAAAUAAAUGCACUGUUGGUUAAGGGCUGUAAGUAAGCAUUUCACUGUAAUGUCUGCACCUGUUGUAUUCGGCGCAUGUGACCAAUAAAAUUUGAUUUGAUUUGACCUAUAGCGGCAAAAAAGCUGCGGUCCUUGCAGAGCAAGGGAAACGACUACUUCACGGUCUCCGAGUGAAUGACUCACCGAUUGAAAUGCUACUAGUGUGCACCGCUAACUAGCUAGCCAUUUCACAACGGUUACAAAUGUAAAAUACUUUUAAAUACUUGAGCAGCACUUGAUUUAGUUUACCCUGUACAAUGCAACCAAUGAUAUAGACCCAGAAGUGCCAAUUCCGAGCUUAAUCAAGCGCACCUCAAUUAUGUUAAGGUAUUUGAAAGUAUCUGACCUAGGUCUGGAGAUAAUGAGAGCCUCUCUAGUUUGGCUGUUUGUAAAGAUGCUUCUAAUCUAUGAAUAUUGUUACAGUGACUAAGCCCUCCUCUCCCUCCCUCUCCCUGUCUCCUCAGAAUGGCUCAGACUUCCAGUGGGUUCAGGAGUGGGCCCAGUUCCACGCUGCCCGGGUCCGAGACAUAGAGCUCCUGACUGGACUCAGCUUCUACCACGACAGGAUAUCAGUGGAGGAAACGCUACAGCUCAAGACAUUUUUACAGACUUUCUAA
This is a messenger RNA of Coregonus sp. 'balchen', 28811 nucleotides long. Lineage: Eukaryota; Metazoa; Chordata; Actinopteri; Salmoniformes; Salmonidae. The record is from the annotation of a GenBank genome assembly.